ACAGCAGAGCGUUCCACGUUUGUUGCAGGGGAAGGAAUAAAAAAAGAAUAGGGUUAUAGCUCGCUCGUCCUCGUCCUCGUCGUCGCUCACCAUGGGAGCAUCGAUGCCGUGCGAAGCGUGCGGUUGUGCGUGCAGCGCCGGCGGCGAGGCAUCCAAGGAGGAGCUGGAGUCGCCGCUGCUGACGGACAUCGAGACUGGACCCGGCCACACCACGACGCCGCCGGACGCCAAGACGGGGAGGAUCGCCACGUUCAUCUUUCGGGUACUGUUGGUCUUUCUGUGGGUGUAUUUAUUUGAUUCGAUGAGAAGAUAUGCGAUUAAAUACACCGAGGGGGAUACAAAGUUUAGUCUGUUUGCUGUGAUUCUUAUGGCCUUACCAAUGACUGACCCCUUUUUAAUAAUUGGCGGUUGAGUUACUUGCAAGUUAUACCUUACCAAUGACUAAACUCUUAUGUAGAGUAGU
This is a messenger RNA of Triticum aestivum (bread wheat), 463 nucleotides long. RefSeq lists its product as uncharacterized. The transcript has 2 exons. The record is from RefSeq and is a predicted model, not a curated record. Bases 92 to 412 code for a protein of 106 amino acids. NCBI's taxonomy places the organism in Eukaryota, Viridiplantae, Streptophyta, Magnoliopsida, Poales, Poaceae.